AUGCUUCCCAACACCGAGGUCACAGCAGCUACUUCCUGGCCUCCAGCCCCGGGUGUCUACGUUGCGGCUCAACACUACAGCGACAAGCGACAGCUGGGAGUUCCAAAAGUCUAUGUGCCUCCACCUGACCUCGAAUACCGUGACGGAAGGCCCUCUUUCAAGGUUGAUGUUGUUCCGUUUACCCAAAUUUCUACACAGUAUGGCAAUCCGGAUUUCCUCGCCGCGCUCGUCUCGAGUCACAAGCUGGAUCUGACCCACUCGAUGCUCAUAUGGCAAUAUGAGAUGCGGAGAAGUGCCCAGUAUAUCCUCCCAUUCCUGCUGCUGGGUCCAAGCAGCUCUGCUAAGGACCCUGAUUUUGUCGAGCAGACAGGCAUCACCCUUCUUGUUGCAGUCCGGUCUACCAGAUCCUUGCUGACGAGACCGACCUUCCUUGAUCCUGCAAGCUUUCCUUCGAGCGCAGGACGAGCGACCUUGACUUUGGAUUUUGAACACCCAAACGAUUUCAUCCCCGUUGUCAAGUCAACUGUUCGAGCAAUAAACGACCAUCUCGAGUCUUCUUGCGUCAGGACCCCAAUCCAAGAUAUCAGCGACAUCUCCGGCAAGGUUCUCGUCUUCUGUGAGUCUGGAAAUGACCGAUCGCCGUUAUUGGUAGCGGCAUAUCUGAUGAUUGUUUACGGCGUGGACGCAAUUGUCGCCAUUCAUAUUCUCCAGUCGCAGCGCUUCUGUAUCAGUUUGUCAGACGAAAUGAAGAACGUUUUGCUCGACUUGCAAGCGAUCACCCGAGCUGAACGUCAAGUCUCCGGCCCAAUAUCAAGCACAUCGAUGCGCGGCAGCAACGCUGUGGCUCUGCCCACAACGCUCCGCAAGCGGAAUUUGGACGCUUUCUACGACUCUGACGAGAACAUGGAAUGCAAUUCUGAGUACACGCAUGGUACUCAUGUUAGAGAAGGGGUGGCCCCGUUUGUGGACCUCUUCGAUUGA
Cladophialophora immunda is the source of this 981-nucleotide messenger RNA. RefSeq lists its product as uncharacterized. Gene Ontology annotation, biological process: negative regulation of protein binding; regulation of ERK1 and ERK2 cascade; negative regulation of SCF-dependent proteasomal ubiquitin-dependent catabolic process. Gene Ontology annotation, molecular function: F-box domain binding; protein tyrosine/serine/threonine phosphatase activity. Gene Ontology annotation, cellular component: nucleoplasm; cytoplasm. Bases 1 to 981 code for a protein of 326 amino acids. The record is from RefSeq and is a predicted model, not a curated record. NCBI's taxonomy places the organism in Eukaryota, Fungi, Ascomycota, Eurotiomycetes, Chaetothyriales, Herpotrichiellaceae. The transcript has a single exon.